This is a messenger RNA of Adineta steineri, 816 nucleotides long. The record is from the annotation of a GenBank genome assembly. Lineage: Eukaryota; Metazoa; Rotifera; Eurotatoria; Adinetida; Adinetidae.
AUGCUAGUACUAAGCAUAGUUUUCUUGUGUAUUGGUUUGACAGCUGCGAAGUGGCCAGCAAAUACAUGUGGUGAACGUCCUUUACAUGCAGGCAAAGUUGUAAAUGGUGUCGUUGCUAAAGAAGGAGAUUGGCCAUGGAUGUGUUCAAUGUUGUUCAAUGGUCGACACAUUUGUGGGGCUACACUCGUUCAUCAAAAAUGGGUUGUUACUGCUGCUCACUGUGUAACUGACAAAACUGCAUCCAAAUACGUACUUGAAUGUGGUCUUCAUCACCGAACUAAUAAAGAAUCAUGGACUCGUUCAUUCAAAGUUCUUCGAGUCUUAGGACAUGCUCAGUACAGUAGCUCAAACUAUCGAAAUGAUAUUGCCGUUAUGGAAUUAGAAACAUCAGCUUAUAUACCAGGCAAAACCGAAUGGGAUGAUUAUGUUAUGCCCGCCUGUGUUCCACCAACUGGUUCUGACUAUGCCGGUAAAACAUCAUAUGCUACUGGUUGGGGAACUCUCUCUUCUGGUGCUUCAACAUUACCUCUUCCUCUUUAUCAAGUUGACUUACGUAUAUGGAGUAAAACAGAAUGUCAAGCUUAUGCUACAAUGGCACAUCCAACCACUCAAGUUUGUGCUGGUGGACCAAACAAAGAUACUUGCCAAGGUGAUUCAGGUGGUCCAUUGACUGUCUUCGACGAUGCCAAGAAUAAAUGGCAAUUGAUUGGUGCAACAUCAUGGGGUUACGGUUGUGGUCAAGGAGGUGUCUACACCCAAAUUGAAUAUUACCGCAGCUGGAUAGAAUCAACAUGUGGUAUCACAUUAAUAAAUUAA